AUGGCUCUUGAGAGAUUAAACGCUGUUCUUCAGCAGCUGAAGCCCAGUACGGGUGGCAGUAGCGUUGUCAGCAAGCUUUGCGAGAAGAACCCCGACGAUGUUGUCAUUACCGUCGCUGCUCGAACUGCCAUGACAAAGGGCUUCAAGGGUGGAUUCAAGGAUACUGAUCUCGAUAUGCUGGUCUAUAAUCUUAUCAAGGAGGUGCUAGAUCGCUCGAAAAUCGAUCCUAGCUUGAUUGAGGAUGUCUGCUUGGGAAAUGCUCUUAACGGCAAAGCAUCAUACAUUGCCCGUACCGCGGCUCUCGCGGCUGGCAUCCCCCACACGGCCGGUGCUGCUGCUGUCAGCCGAUUCUGUUCUUCCGGCCUAAAGGCCAUCCAAGACGUGGCCUACCAGAUCUCUCAAGGCUCUAUCGAAGUCGGUAUCGCCCUCGGCGGCGAGUCCAUGUCUCGUUCGCCCGACCGAGGAUUCGAGCCUGCUGAGAACGAGAUCAUGAAGAACCAGGAAGCUCAAGACUGCACGCAGCCCAUGGGCCAAACAUCCGAGAACGUCGGUGAUGAUUUCAACAUUACCCGUGAAAUGCAGGAUCGUUACUCUGUGGAGUCUUUUAGAAGGGCGGAGGUUGCGCAAAAGUCGGGCUGGUUCGAUGAUGAGAUUGUGCCGAUCAAAACAACGAUCAAGGACCCAAAGACUGGCCAGGUGAAGGAAGUUGUCAUCUCUCGGGACGAGGGCCCUCGAUACGGCACUACUUUCGAAGGCUUGAGCAAGAUCCGCCCUGCCUUCCCGCAGUUCGGAAACAAGACCACUGGUGGCAACGCCAGUCAAAUCAGUGACGGAGUCGCUGCGGUGCUCCUCAUGAAGCGCUCCAAGGCCAUCGAACUGGGCCAACCCAUCCUGGCCAAAUUCGUCGGAGCCACCGUUGCUGGUGUGCCCCCAAGAGUCAUGGGUAUCGGCCCGACCGCCGCCAUCCCCAAGCUGCUCUCGCAAUUCAACCUGCGCAAGGAGGAUAUCGAUAUCUUCGAGAUCAACGAGGCCUUUGCCUCCAUGGCAGUCUACUGCGUGAACAAUCUUGGUCUUGACCACGCCAAGGUAAAUCCUCGCGGUGGCGCUAUUGCCUUGGGCCAUCCGCUUGGAUGCACCGGCGCGAGACAGGUGGUUACCAUUCUAAGCGAGGCCAAGAGAACAAAGGCAAAGGUGCUUGUGACCAGUAUGUGUAUCGGAACAGGUCAGGGUAUGGCUGGUCUGCUCAUCAAUGAGCAAAAUUAA
Uncinocarpus reesii 1704 is the source of this 1263-nucleotide messenger RNA. RefSeq names its product 3-ketoacyl-CoA thiolase. The transcript has 4 exons. Bases 1 to 1263 code for a protein of 420 amino acids. Gene Ontology annotation, cellular component: peroxisome. The record is from RefSeq and is a predicted model, not a curated record. NCBI's taxonomy places the organism in Eukaryota, Fungi, Ascomycota, Eurotiomycetes, Onygenales, Onygenaceae. Gene Ontology annotation, molecular function: acetyl-CoA C-acyltransferase activity. Gene Ontology annotation, biological process: fatty acid beta-oxidation; phenylacetate catabolic process.